CAGGAUGUUUAGUUCCCAGAGAACAACCAUGUCACAGAAUGCGAUGAAGAGAGACAAUUUGUUUGGAUUAAUACGAUAUGUUUAAUCAAAUUUCUUUUUUGACAUUACUAAGUAUUUUAUUACAUUCUGGUCAGUGCUUUAGAUAUGAGAGGAAUAUAGAAAGGAAAUUAUGCAAAACCCAGUGCAAAGCACUAUGCAUGGACAACAAGGAAGCCUGUGCUACAUUUUGUUUACCUCAAAACCUGUACAGAUUUUGGAUAGCGAAUUGUGAUGAGCCUUUUGUGAAUUGUAUUGGAACUUGUCAAGUACUAGCACCAAGAAACAGAAUCGUUAACAUAUAUAGCUCAAAAAUUACAGACUUUCCGGAUGAUUCUAGUUUGUAUCCACCUAUUCCGACUUUACAUCUAUCAAGUAUACAAGGUGACACAAUCAUGCUGACAUGGGAUCUACCAAACGAUGUUCAUAAAGUAUGUCAUGUCAUACAGAUAAAAUCAGAGAACACCGAAUGGCAAAUAUUAGUAUCAGAGCUAGAUGAUAACCAUUAUAACGUUACAGUCCCUGACAUAUGUUUAUAUCAGUUUAGAAUCAUGACCAUAAAUCAGUUUGGAUCAAAUGGAUAUUCCUCGUCUGUAAGCGUAAAAGAUAUACCAUUAGAACCUAUUCAUAACAUAACCUUUGUUGGUAAUUAUGGUUUAUACUAUCAUGAAGCAACAGGAGAAUUCAUGGGUGUAAUUGAGUGGGACGAUAUCUCAGGUUUGGACGAGAAAAUAGUGGACCAGUAUAAUUGGAAUGAUAUGUCCUAUGUUAAGUGCCCUAGAGUUAGCCAAAACAUGCAGCCCUAUUUUUCCAAGUUCAGUGCAAAACAUGGUAGAAAGUACAUUAUAAUGAGAGUGAGCAGAGAUGCAUACGGAUGUAUUUUCACUACACAGGUGAAAGCGAAGUCUGUAUGUAAUGAUACUGGAGGCUGGACGAAUUUCACCAUUGAUUUGUCAGAUUGUAACAACAUUUACAAUUUUCCAUGUUCAACGACUGAUCCUAAUUUUUCCGCACCAGGAAAUGUGAGAGGUGUAAAGAUAAGUGUGGAUCGGGGUCAGGAUCCGCCUCUCAUUAGGCUGUCCUGGUUACCACCAAGAGAUUUAGGAACCGCAGGAAAAGUAGAUCAUUAUGAUAUUAGAUGGGGAAGAAUUACUCACAAAAAUAAAUCUUCUGAACCAGAUUUCUUCUUACAACAACCAGAUUUUGACUCUGUGCCAAAUAUAACUCGUCUUUCAGCAACUUCCAAAGAAUUCACAGUAGCCGUUACAUAUGCUGAUUUGAUUUCAACUCUGUAUGAAUAUGGUUUUCAGAUAAUAUCUGUUGCACCAAAUCAAAUGCUAACAGAGUCGGAGUAUGGACUUUUUGAGAUAUACAGAAUACAGUCGUCAAGAAAUGGACACACUAUACACGGUACUAUUUUAAUGGAUGGAGAUGGUGUCCAAGUUGUGCAGGUUAACAAUUCGUUAGAUGUUGAACUUGCCUGGCAUUUAAAUCGGCAUGUGCGAUCUGAUCAAAAUUUAGAGGACAUAUUUAAUGAAAAAUACGCCAUAAAGCUUAUGGAAUGGAAAGAAAAAGGACAUGGUAAUAGGAAUGAGAAGUUCUUUUUAACCGACGCAGCGAACGCCUAUACUAGGAUGCAUAUGAAACACGCUGGAGAUUAUUGCGUCCAGAUAAUGGGACUUCAGAAUGAAACUUCACCUGUAAAUGAUAAAUGGAAUGAAAUCAAAUUUUACUGCUUUUCCGUCAAAGAACUGGAAUUCUAUGAAGAUGAACAUGCAUUUAGUGCUGCUCUGCAAAUCAUUCUUCCAGUAUUAAUCACUAUAACAAUACCAACAGCACUGAUUACGUUCCGAUGGAUAAAGAGUGUACAUAAGUUGAGAAAGAAAUUGAAAAUGGAAUACAGACUUGGAGACCUAACGAUGGACUUUCAUAAUGAUUAUGCUAAUAUGGAUACACACCCACUUACAUCUCAUUACUAUAAAAGAGAAUCAAGAAGUUUAAAUCUGCAGCCCACCGUAGUACCUGAUAAAUGGGAACUUCCUGUCAAGUGUUUAGUGGUUGGACGACUCUUGGGUUCUGGUGCAUUCGGGCAGGUACUAAAAGGUCGAGUUAGCAAAAAUAUGAUCCUUCAUAGAAACCUGCCAAUUCCAAGAGGAUCAGACAUAAGCGGGACAUUCAUUUCCGUAGCAGUGAAAAUGCUCAAAGAUCAUGCAGAUGUAUUACUCAAACAGGAUUUUUUGAAAGAAAUAGCACUGAUGAAAAUCAUUGGCAAACAUGCCAACAUAGUCUGCAUGCUUGGUUGCUGCACACUUCAAGAUCCUGUUUGCUUGGUUGUAGAGCAUUUACCUCACGGUGACCUCAAAACGUACCUCAGUAAGAUGAGACAAACUGUAGAAAUGAGAGAAGAGGAAGUGUACUAUGUAAAUAGAGAUGUAGACUUGCCUAAUCCGGCAGAUUUAUUAUCCUUUGGAAGACAGAUUGCCGUCGGAAUGGAGUUUUUAUCAAGUAAAGGUUUUGUGCACAGAGAUUUGGCAGCAAGAAAUGUUCUGGUUGGAAAUGACAAAAUCAUCAAAAUUGGAGACUUUGGUUUGACUCGUUUUGUGUACAACGAUAAAGUUUAUAUCAAUAGAAAUGGAGGAAAGUUUCCGCUAAAGUGGAUGGCAAUUGAGUCUAUAGAAUUCCUGAGAUUUUCGGCCCAGAGUGAUGUGUGGUCAUUUGGAAUUGUGCUAUUUGAGAUAGUAACACUUGGUGGAACACCAUAUUCAACCAUAGAUCCAACAGACCUUUUGGAAUUCCUAAAGAAUGGAAGGCGGAUUGAACGUCCUGAAAAUUGUUCGGAAGAACUAUACAAAAUAAUGAUGUUAUGUUGGGAACAGUUUCCCGUCAAUAGACCGACGUUUUCUGCACUGAAGGAAAUGCUAGAGUCCAUGAUGUUAGAUUCCUGUGGAGUUGAAUACUUUAAUUUUGGUAUCAACGAAUCAAAAUACUACCAAAAUAUUGAAAAGGAUGAGAUUGCAGUCAAUGUACUCGUCGAAAAUAACGUAAUCGAGUCAAAUUCCUCCGGACUGUUGAAUGAGGAAAGCGAAAGACAACAAAAUGCAUCAACAAACGAUAUGAUGGAAUAUGGCGAAAAAAAUAAAGACAAUACUGAAGUAUUAGAGUUGGAAAAUACCGCCGACAGAUUCAGUUGUUUCAGUACAGGAAAUGAAAACGAGGUUUCGUUAAACUCUUUCAAUGAAGGAAAUGGGAACAUAUCAGAGGACAAAAUGUGUUUACAGAGUAUUGAUAAACACCCAAUUGAAAACCAAUUAAAAUCUUUUAAUUCCGAUGUUGGAACUGACCAAAAAGAUAAUAUUCUAUCUGCAUACGAAAGGGAACCAGGUUCAACAAUGGAGGCCAAUACAAAUAGCACUUGGUUUAAUUUAGAUGUUAUCAAAAGUUUGGAAUCAGAUGAGUACGACUAUGAAGCGGAUGACAGUUCACUAAGCGAAACUAGUCCAUCUACUGGAUGCCAGCAAGUGUUUUUCUCUUCAUCGAACGAAGAAGAUGAAAUAUUAAGUUUUCCAAAACUGUUUUCAGCCAAAAGAUAUCCACAAGAAAAGCAUCCACGAUUUAAAACCAAGCUUACGCAAAAAAGCGUUCAUCAGAGGGCUUGCAGACAGCUAAGUAAUGUGACUGAUUCAGGUAUAUCAACAUCUAGCUAUUCAGAAUCGCUAUAAAGAAAUAAAAAUAUC
Mytilus trossulus (common blue mussel) is the source of this 3770-nucleotide messenger RNA. RefSeq lists its product as uncharacterized. Gene Ontology annotation, biological process: protein phosphorylation; positive regulation of kinase activity; cell surface receptor protein tyrosine kinase signaling pathway. The record is from RefSeq and is a predicted model, not a curated record. Gene Ontology annotation, cellular component: plasma membrane; signaling receptor complex. Lineage: Eukaryota; Metazoa; Mollusca; Bivalvia; Mytilida; Mytilidae. The transcript has 25 exons. Bases 78 to 3755 code for a protein of 1225 amino acids. Gene Ontology annotation, molecular function: ATP binding; protein binding; transmembrane receptor protein tyrosine kinase activity.